AUGGCGGCCUACGACCCUCGUGUAAACACCGGAACCACCACUCCUCAAAAUCUUCCUCCCCCUCCUCCCCCACCACCCGAGUCCACAUUAUCAGAGAUGACUUCCACCACUGAAGCCGUGGACACGGCCACGGCCGUCGCCACUGGAGACAACCCCGACACACCCGCCGACUCAUGGAAGCUAAAGUUCUGCACGGUCUGUGCAUCCAACAACAACCGCUCCAUGGAAGCGCAUCUCCGCCUGUCCACCGCACCAACCGCGUUUCCCGUGAUCUCCUUCGGCACGGGCUCGCUGGUCCGUCUGCCCGGUCCAUCCAUCACGCAGCCAAACGUGUACAGCUUCAACACGACCUCCUACAACCAGAUGUACGAGGAACUGGAAGAAAAAGAUCCCCGACUGUACCGCAACAACGGCAUCCUGAACAUGCUGGACCGCAACCGCAAUUUGAAAUGGGGUCCUGAGCGGUUCCAGGAUUGGGUGCCUGGUUUGCCUCGUCUCGAUCACAUCUCCAAGGGUGAUAAGGGUGCGUUGGGGACUGAGGGUGGUGUCGUCGAUGUGAUUAUCACUUGUGAAGAGCGCUGUUGGGAUGCUGUCGUGGACGACCUGAUGAAUAAGGGCAACACGCUCAAUCGCCCCGUUCAUGUGUUCAAUGUCGAUAUCAAGGAUAACCACGAGGAAGCGCUGGUCGGUGGAAACGCGAUUCUGGAUCUGGCGAAUCGUCUGAAUGAGUCUGCCAUGAAGCAGCGGAAGGUGCAUGGGGCUGCGGGAUGGGAGAAUGGGAGUGGUGCCGCGCGCUUGAGCUUUGAUGAGAGUGUUCCGGAGAUUCUGGCGGAGUGGCAAGAGAAACAUCCUAAUCUGCCGGCGUUGUGGACUCUGGCUUGGUUGUAG
Molecule: messenger RNA, 888 nt
Organism: Penicillium subrubescens
Lineage: Eukaryota; Fungi; Ascomycota; Eurotiomycetes; Eurotiales; Aspergillaceae
Gene: ssuA
Product: RNA polymerase II subunit A C-terminal domain phosphatase
Exons: 1
Coding region: 1-888 (295 amino acids)
Biological process (GO): termination of RNA polymerase II transcription
Cellular component (GO): mRNA cleavage and polyadenylation specificity factor complex; nucleus
Molecular function (GO): RNA polymerase II CTD heptapeptide repeat phosphatase activity
Source: RefSeq, a predicted model, not a curated record